CAGGAGCAGGGGGGAUGAACCGCGAGGAGGCCCCGGGGAAGUCUCCUGAAGACAUGUACGUUCAACAGAAAGUGCGGGUCCUGCUCAUGCUAAAGAAAAUGGGAUCAAAUCUGACGCCCAGUGAAGAGGCUUUUCUCCGGAAUUACGCAGGUGUGGUCCACAGUCAGAUGAGCCAGCUACCACAGCACAACAUAGACCAGGGUGCAGAGGACGUGGUCAUGGCGUUCUCGCGGCAGGAGGCGGAGGAUCGGCGACAGUGACACUGGUCCCCUCAAUCUCCCUCCACUGCACCCCCUCUCCACCCCUCCCCCCCCGCACGUGAUCCACACAGCAACCCAAACUCCACAAACGCGACACUGAUGAGCUCAGGAGAGGAGGGGGCCCAGGAGGGACAGGAGAGGAGGGAAUGAGACUCCAGGAGGUGGCUGCCUCACUCUCUCCCCCAGCCUCUUCAACCCCCCCCACUCGAGCUGGCCCACCAUGACCUGAGAGUCACUAUGUGCUCAAGCCUCGGCAACAAGGCAGUCAGUGAAAUCACUCGCAGGUCGUGUGGAUGAAUAUCAAAUGUAGUUUUUUUUUCUGUGGGUGGGUGGGUUGGUUUUGUAUUAUUUUGUCUGUGUUGAGACAUUAGGCAGUGUUACGUGAUAUAUCUGCUGCGGUCACUGGAGCAAAGUGACCGGCAGCAGCUGAUUGAAGCAAAGAGAAAUAUAGUUUGGGUCAAGCAACGAGUGUGAUGGUCGAUCGUGUUAGGGGAGACAUUUUUUAUUAUUUCUGCUUACCCUAAUGGGGCUGACAUUGUUUUGAUUUAGCUGAUGUGUCAUUAAGGCUUUUGUAUUGUCACACAAGGGGCCUCAUUUAUAACAUUUGAGGUGUAUAGAAAAAGGCGUGAAAUAUGGCAACGCCAUCUCCCACGCAGCUGUUCUAGAUACUCUGGAACAUUUCUGAAACUUCCAUGCUGAAGACAAAGUAGCCAAAUAAAGUUUAAUGUAUUAAUAACUCUUCUCAGAAAAGUAAUGUUUCUUUUAUUUAUAUAUAUAUAGUCCUUCCUAGCCUGUGAGAAAGGUCAGGCUGCACCCGUAAACAUUCUGGGAACAAAACCCCUUUUUGUUAACGUAUUUCUAGGGCGGGUCCUAGCACAGGAUGCAGCACCUGAGCAGCAAAACAUUAACAUGCCGACAGAAAGAGGGAAAUGCUGAGUGAAAAAGGAGGA
Notothenia coriiceps (black rockcod) is the source of this 1210-nucleotide messenger RNA. It is a transcript of the gene ctnnbip1, whose product is annotated as catenin, beta interacting protein 1. Gene Ontology annotation, molecular function: beta-catenin binding. The transcript has 3 exons. Bases 15 to 260 code for a protein of 81 amino acids. The record is from RefSeq and is a predicted model, not a curated record. NCBI's taxonomy places the organism in Eukaryota, Metazoa, Chordata, Actinopteri, Perciformes, Nototheniidae. Gene Ontology annotation, biological process: negative regulation of Wnt signaling pathway. Gene Ontology annotation, cellular component: beta-catenin destruction complex; nucleus; cytosol.